GGGCUUGCGGAGAUGUGAUGCAGGAUGGAAUGAUGAGUUAAAGUAUGAAGAGGAAAGAGAGAAAGUGGGGAAGGUCCUGAAGCAGCUCCAAGAGGAUGAGUUGGCAGUUCUACGGGUUAUAGAUGUAAUGCAGCGGAUGUGCAUCGACCACCAUUUCCAACACCUCAUCGCAUCCAUCUUGCACAUACAAUAUACACACUGCACCUUGUCUGGAUCUCCUGCCACUACUCCUAAAGACGACGAUGAUGAUGAUCUUUAUCACAUUUCUCUUCGUUUCAGAUUACUUAGACAAAGUGCCUAUUAUGUCCCCUCAGAUGCUGUGUUUGGCAAGUUCACCGAUGAGAAGGGAGAGUUUAAGAAGGAAUUAAGAGAAGACAUAAAGGGGCUUGUGGCACUGCACGAAGCAUCCCAUUUAUGCAUAGGAGGAGAAGACGACGCCAUUUUGGAGAAAGCUGCAAGGUUUAGUACUGAAUGCCUGCUGGCUGCGGCGGCAAAAAAGGAAGGCGAUGAUGAUGAUGGUGAGAUUCGAAGAACCUUAGAGUACCCUUAUCAUAAGAGCUUGGCCAGGUUUACGGCCAAAACCUUUGUUGAGAAGAUGAGGGUUGAACACGAAUGGGAAGCCACCUUGGCCAGCUUUGCCACUUUGGAUCACGCCAUGCUGCAAUCACUGUAUGAAGAUGAAAUCCACCAAGUUCUCCAGUGGUGGAAAGGGCUCGGGAUAAUGGAAGAGUUGGCGAAGAACAGACAGUUCAAGUGGUACAUCUGGUCAUUGACCAUCAACCCUUAUUCCCAUUUAUCCACAGAGAGGGUGGAGCUCACCAAGCAAGUCUCCCUUGUAUACCUUAUUGAUGACAUUUUUGACGUUUAUGCCUCGCAUCAUCAGACCACUCAAUUUGUACAAGCAAUUUGCAGAUGGGACAUUUCCGUGGCAGAGGGACUGCCGGAUUAUAUGAAGACGUGUUUGGCCGUACUUUUUGAUACAACUAGUGAAAUCAGCAAUCAUGUUUUAAAAAAAUUUGGCUGGAACCCUAGUAACCAGUUAAAAUUGCAGUGGGAAAGGUUGUGUAGAGCAUUCAUAAGUGAAGCAAAAUGGUUGAGAAGGGGGGAUUCGAUGACCAUAGGGGCUGAUGAGUACUUGAAAAAUGGGAUUGUGACAACAGGAAUUCCCUUGAUUGCCACCACCGCCUUCUUUAUGUUAGGACAUGGUGGAGCCGAAGAGCCCACCGGAACAGAAGCUAUCCAGCCCAUUGUCACUUCAUUAGCAGCCAUUCUUCGCCUCUUAGAUGACCUUGAUGCCACUCUGGGUGAGAAACAAAAUGGAAAAGAUGCAUCGUAUCUGGAGUAUUACUUAAGGGAACACCCAGGCAUGUCAUUGGAUGAUGGAAGAGAAAUGGUAAUGAACAUGGUUACAGAACAGUGGAAGCUAGUCAACAGGGAAUGCCUCUUUUCGACCACCAUCCCAUUUUCGUUCAGGCAGUCUUGCUUAACUGGUGCCAGAAUGAUUCCAAUGAUGUACAACUACACUGACCGCCAAUGCCUACCCAUCCUGCACCGCCAAAUCAUGUCCAUGCUUUCUACUGCUGAUGAAAAAAUCACUUCCUCUGCUUUUCUUGGCUUGCUUCGGACUUAAAGAAUGUUGGAUUCAAAACAUGCCGCGCAUGCCUACAACAAGUUAAGAUAAGGACGUCGUUACGUUCCUUAUUGGGGCAGACAAGUCUUCAACCUAAGGCGCUCAUACCAUACUUGUAUUAUAUAUAUACACCAUAUAUGUGUGCAUGUGUUGUGUUUGUGUGUGUAUCAAAAAAAGUUGUAUUUCAUACUCCAUCGUUUUAUGCAAGAGUAGUAAUAAAUGUGCAUCUUUGGCAUUUUUCUCUAUCGGUUUAAUAAAAU
Molecule: messenger RNA, 1890 nt
Organism: Cuscuta epithymum
Lineage: Eukaryota; Viridiplantae; Streptophyta; Magnoliopsida; Solanales; Convolvulaceae
Source: the annotation of a GenBank genome assembly